AUGCGGAAAUCACCACGGAAGCAGAAAAACAACGCAGUUGGAGUCGGUGGAGAGGACGGUGAAGAUCGGUAUAUCGUCGAGAUCAUGGAAUAUUCAUCAGAGGAGGAAGAAUCAGACGAGAUGCCUCUAACACAGCCUGAAGUUCACUUUCCAAUCACCAAGGUGGAAAAGGAACUGAGCCAGAUUUUGCAAGGCGGCAUGGAUAAACUGACCAUGUAUGAGCCGGAGGAAGUGAGUGACAUGUGCCAACAGCUUGCGAACGAUGCGCGUGACCUUGCGAAGCGGAGCGGGGCCAGCGAGCGCUACCGCUACGUUGCCCAGGCCAAGAUCGGUGCAAUCAACGGCGGUGGCAUGUUGGUUGGCACAAAGUGUCUGUGGGAUGUGGAAACGGACACGUUUGUGCAUGCCUCGUACAGGAACCGACACGACCUGUUCGGCGUGUUGGUUAUACAUGCACUGUACAAAGAUUAG
Molecule: messenger RNA, 471 nt
Organism: Sycon ciliatum
Lineage: Eukaryota; Metazoa; Porifera; Calcarea; Leucosolenida; Sycettidae
Product: dynein light chain Tctex-type 5-like
Exons: 1
Coding region: 1-471 (156 amino acids)
Biological process (GO): microtubule-based movement
Cellular component (GO): cytoplasm; cytoplasmic dynein complex
Molecular function (GO): dynein intermediate chain binding
Source: RefSeq, a predicted model, not a curated record